Messenger RNA from Drosophila hydei, 1244 nucleotides. RefSeq names its product sperm-associated antigen 7 homolog. NCBI's taxonomy places the organism in Eukaryota, Metazoa, Arthropoda, Insecta, Diptera, Drosophilidae. The record is from RefSeq and is a predicted model, not a curated record. Gene Ontology annotation, molecular function: nucleic acid binding. The transcript has a single exon. Bases 201 to 986 code for a protein of 261 amino acids.
GGCAUGAAUAAUCUGGUAUUUUGGUGCAGAUGCACCGGUAAUCUUUUUAUACAAUACAUAUGAAAAUAUAAAUAUAACACAAAUGUUGCCUUUAAUUCAAUAAAUUAGCAACAUCUAAUAGACGACCUUGUGUGCUUAAUACAAUAAACAUUAUUUGAGUUCAGCGGGUAUGCACACUCAGUAAAUAUCGCAGCGACAAAAUGGAUUUGCUUGACUCAAUACUUAACUCAAUGGAUGCUCCGCCAACAACAAAUGAACAACAAAAGACCAUUAUCAAAAAACAGCGCGAAAUGGUGGAGCGCAUGCAAAACAAGCAAAAGGAAGAGCUACUGCGAUUUCGAAAAUAUGUCGAGGAGAGGAUGGGUCGCUUUGCCAAGGACGAUCGGACAUACAUUGAGUUUCAACCGUUGGACAAAGUGCAUCGCUCAGUCAUACAUGAAAUAGCUGAGAAUGGCGGUUUCAUUGCCAUGAGCUUUGGGCGAGAGGAAGAGGACCGUCACUCUGUAGUCUACAAAAAGGAACACCCACCAAGCGAGGACGAAGUAACAGCACGUCGCAACGGUGAAGGCUGGAACAAGGAGAUAGCCAAAGAAUAUUCUGACCGACGAAAAGAACGUUUAGCCCAGGAGCAAAACCUGAUCGAUAGGGAAGUCACAACUGAAGCGGGCACCAGUACAGCCCGUUGCAGCAGCAGCAACAGCACAUAUCUCGCAAGCAUUGAGGUGAAACCGACCACUAAUUAUAAGGCGAAAUAUGCCCACCUAAUCGGCGAAUCUGCAGCUCUACAAGCGGCCCGAAAAACAGAAACAAACCAAAGCUACGGCUUUGUACCCAGUAAGAACAAAAAGGAUAUGCGUUCCAUCGAGCAGACUCUGGCUGAUAUUCAGGCCAAGAAGCGCCUAAAGUUACAACAGCAGCAACAGGAACAGCAGGAACACGAACUGGCCGCGUCCCAGGAAGUCAAUCCUGGCACAGAAGAGAUAUAAAAAAAUAGUAAUAAGUUUAUGUAUGUAUUGUUUGUUUUGUUAGGUUUACAGUUGAUCUAGCGAUAACGCAGUUAAAAAAAUGGUGAGCAUGGACUGAAUUGUGUAUGAUCACAGAUAAAUUAUGUAUCUGAAAGCAAUGAAAGCAAUUUAAAAUGUACGGAUACUAUAAAACAAAAAUUAUAUGAACUGCAUUGUCCAAGUAGCAAUUUCUAUUUAUAUAAUAAAACAUAAAAUGUUAGUCAAUAGCAACAAACCCAA